Perca fluviatilis (European perch) is the source of this 3952-nucleotide messenger RNA. RefSeq names its product oxytocin receptor (gene oxtra). The transcript is spliced from 2 exons. The record is from RefSeq and is a predicted model, not a curated record. Gene Ontology annotation, molecular function: peptide binding; vasopressin receptor activity; oxytocin receptor activity. Lineage: Eukaryota; Metazoa; Chordata; Actinopteri; Perciformes; Percidae. Gene Ontology annotation, cellular component: membrane. Gene Ontology annotation, biological process: G protein-coupled receptor signaling pathway; regulation of systemic arterial blood pressure by vasopressin; positive regulation of vasoconstriction. The coding region runs from base 329 to 1510 and encodes 393 amino acids.
ACCUGAUAAUUCUUUGGAUUUUGGUUUUGGAGAAUAACCUAUAUACUCACGUGUUUUAGACCCUAGUUUUGCUGUCUUGUACAGUAGGUCCACAUUUGAGAUUUCUGCACAUUAAGUUUACUUUUUCUUUUGGCGCACACAUUUUGUUAAAUAUCUCAUAUUACAAGUGGAAAUGUUUUCAAGCGUCUUCAGUUUUUAGAAAGCCUGGGAGAUUGAUGUUCAACCAAUCCUUGUAUAUCACUUAAUGAGUUUGUUUUGAGACUCAUCAUACCUCACCCUUCCAUGACUGCACAACCCUGACGCAUCUGCAGAGGACAAGACUGCGGCAAUGGAGAGUAUUUCAAAUAAAAGUGAAUUUUGGCAAUUUAACGAAUCCUGGCAGAAUCCAAGUCUCGUUAACGGGACCGGUUUAUUGAAUCAGACGAACCCUCUGAAGCGGAACGAAGAGGUGGCGAAGGUAGAGGUGACUGUGCUCGCCCUGGUGCUGUUUCUGGCGCUUGCGGGGAACCUGUGCGUCCUGCUGGCCAUCCACACCACCAAGCACAGCCAGUCCCGCAUGUACUACUUCAUGAAGCACCUGAGCAUCGCCGAUUUAGUUGUGGCGAUAUUUCAAGUUCUCCCUCAACUUAUCUGGGACAUUACAUUUCGGUUCUAUGGACCGGACAUUUUGUGCAGGUUGGUGAAAUACCUACAGGUCGUUGGGAUGUUCGCCUCCACUUACAUGUUAGUUUUGAUGUCCGUAGACAGGUGUUUGGCAAUUUGUCAACCUCUUCGUUCUUUGCACAGGAUAAAAGACCGUUUUUAUGUCAUCUUUUCCUGGGUCCUGAGCCUGCUCUUCAGUAUCCCGCAGAUGUUUAUUUUCUCCCUGAUCGAGGUUGGCUCGCCCGGAUCAGGAGUGUAUGACUGCUGGGGCGACUUCGUGAAGCCUUGGGGAGCCAAAGCUUACAUCACAUGGAUCAGUCUCACUAUAUAUAUCAUUCCAGUGGCGAUACUGAGCAUUUGCUACGGGUUAAUAAGCUUCAAAAUAUGGCAAAACUUUAAACUGAAAACCAGGCGGGAGCAGUGUAUAAGCCUGACACCCAAAGCCUCCAAAUGCAACACACUGGCCCGCGUGAGCAGCGUUAAGCUCAUCUCCAAGGCAAAGAUAACCACAGUGAAAAUGACUUUUGUUAUCGUCUUGGCCUAUAUCGUCUGUUGGACCCCAUUUUUCUCUGUCCAGAUGUGGUCUGCGUGGGAUCCAGCAGCGCCCCGUGAGGCCAUGCCCUUCAUCAUCUCCAUGCUGCUGGCCAGCCUCAAUAGCUGCUGUAACCCCUGGAUCUACAUGUGCUUCGCCGGGCAUCUGUUCCAGGAUCUUAGGCAGAAUUUUUUGUGCUGUUCCACUCGCUACCUCAAGUCAUCCCAGUGCCACUGUGAGCGUGACUUUGACUCCAGUCACAAGAGCAACUCCUCAACCUUUGCCAUUAAGAGCACUAGCAGUCAGAGGAGCAUCACACAGACUUCCACAACAUAAGCACCUGCCCUCUCUUCCCUUCUCUCUCUCUCUCGAGCUGUCCACCCUGCCUUUCACCACAUGCCAUCGCCCAUAAAAUAUCCAGCUGUUCUACUCCUUCAGAUACCUCUCGCCCUGAGCCCUGAAAGAAAAAGACAAAAGUCUUAAAGGUGGAGUCAGCAUUUCUGGAGAAAGAUUGUUGAUUGGAACUCAACACCCAAACAAAUACACCCUCUCCCAUCAGGGACUCACUAAGUGACUGAUUCAAGUAAUUUGUUCACAGGAGGAAUGCCGUGUGUUCAAGACAGCAAAUACACAGCUGAUUGAGGAAGGGUUGCUAUAUACAUUCAGCUGCACCAUUCAGCUGUUACAGCAGUCAUUGUUAUUAUAAUCCAUCCCAAGGCUUGGUAAUCCAUCAAGAAAACACGGAUACUUUCGAAAAAUAAUAAAAGUGAUAAUUUGAUGUUUGAUGCGGGAUUUACGUUAGCCGGCAGAUUCCACAGAUUAGAAGAACACUGAGGCCGAUUGACCGGAACUGUACAGCCUAAUUAGUGCCCAUGUGUAAGAGGGACAAAGUUCGACAAGGUAUGGUUCAGCAGCAUAAAUACAUACAUAAUACAUCAUAAAAACUGGCCUAGUAUGCGCCACCAAGCUCUACCAACGAUAUAAUAGGCCACUCUUAUGUUUAUAUAUUUUACAGUGAAACACAAGAACAGAGGAAAUUGAUUGUGUGGCGCUCAUAAUUCAGCAGCGGUGUUCGACACAAGGUCGGAGUCUCUGUUCAUCUUUUCUCUCCAUGCCCUUAUAAAUGCAUAAGCUUGUUCUGUACAUUAAUUAUUACAAAUAACGUGAAUAGCUCUUGUGUUGUAUUGCUGUUUAAAUGUAGGCUAUUAUAUGGCUAUUAAAAACAAGUGUGUAAUGUAAACCCUGGUUUGAUGUGCUUAUGCAGACUAUACAAAGAUUACUGUUUUUACCUCUCUCAUGUCUCUCGAAGUAGGAAGUAGAACCCAUAUUUUAUUAAAUAAUGAGGUGUCAUAAAAAUAUACAUGUUGUACAUAAUAGGGUAUAAGGACUUCAGCUUUAAGUUUGCAAACGUUACAUAACUCUCUGUUCUCAGUUCACCAGCGAGCUGAACUGAACGUUCAGUUCAGUAAGUGGGACUAUUACAGUUGGAGUUUAGGUCAAGCUGAUAGUGAAUCAGUAGCCUAGCCUACACUUUCCCCAUCCCUACUUUUUACAUCCAUAGCCUUUCCCCUGUCUUGUGGACGAGCGACAGUGUAGUGUGGUCGGUCCAAACCCCUUUUGUUUGUUUCCCAUUUACAGAGCCAGGGCUGUGUACAAACACCAGAUUUAUUUUCAGCGUGCACACAGAACGGACAGCUAGCGGACCGUGAGAAGAUAUUCGCUGAAUUUGAAGGAAAUGCAUUGGAUUAGAAUCGCUGACUCCACCUUUAAUUAUUUUAUUCACAGUAUUUUACAGUAUAAAGUGUAAAUGGAAUUGUGAAAUAGAAAAAUGUACAGAAUUUUAUUAAGGGUGCGACGUUUUAUUCAUAAAGAUGUACGAGACAAUCAUGGACCAAGCUGAGCAAUCGUUUGUUUUUUCUUGUUUGAGAUGUACAGUAUAUAUUUACAUAUUUGCAGUGCAGUGUAGAGAAAGUAAAGGAAAAGAGAAUAUUUUUAUGCACUGUCAACCUUGGCCAACCAUGCUAUUGAUUCAGUUGUUGUCACCACCAAAGCUUGUGGAUCCUGUUUGUCUGUGAUAUAAUGAAAUUGCUCCCCUGUUAUAAAUACUGUGUACAAUGUUGUUCAUUUUGCUACAUUUGCUCUACAAAUGUUCAUGUAUGAUACAUGUAAACUGUUACUUGAGAUAUUGUUAGAUGUAAGAUGUCAUGGCUGUCACUGGUAAGAUUUAAAAAAGGCUUGAAAAAUAAAAGAGUGAAAGAAGCACAAAUGAAUGACAUACAGUAUAUUAUUUACACCUAUAGCUGAUGCUCAUUAGAGCUCCUAUUGCCUCCUAAAAUCCUUUGCAAGGUUGCUGGAAAUCUUCCAGAGGGAUGUUUGUUGACACCAAAUCAAUUACAUCAUUGAGGUCCUGCAACUUUUCGGCAGCACAUUGCAACUUUCCUGUUCAGCCUCAUCCCCAAAAUGCAUUUUGGGCACUGGAGUCACCUCAAGUGACUCAGAUUACUGGAGGUGUCUUGGGGCAACAUUUGUUGCAUGACGUGGUUCAAUAUCCUGCAGGAAGUGACAAUAAAGGUGAACUAUGGCCAUGGAUUUCUUCUAGCAUUUUUUGUUGCAAAGCUAUUUAAGUGUGAUGCUGUUGUUUAGUCAGUUGUGUUUAUAUUUAAUGUAAAAGUUUAAAGUAUGUGAGCCAUCUAUUAAAGCACAUUGAUUAUCAUUGUCAAUAAUGAGGUGUGACCUGAAUAAAAGCAAAAGUUGCACAAUAAAAACAAUCCAACAAAA